Molecule: messenger RNA, 553 nt
Organism: Helicoverpa zea (corn earworm)
Lineage: Eukaryota; Metazoa; Arthropoda; Insecta; Lepidoptera; Noctuidae
Product: oleosin-B6-like
Exons: 6
Coding region: 85-423 (112 amino acids)
Source: RefSeq, a predicted model, not a curated record
UAACACGGAUUAUUCUUUGGCCAAAUUAGUACGCAAUUGGACUAGAAUCGUAUCGCUUGUGAAGGAAAUUAAAUAUUAAGAAACAUGAAGAGCGCGCUAGCUUUUCUUAUCGUUGGUGCUGUGUUGGUGUGCGUGCAUGCCAGGCCGGCUGAUGACCCAGCUGCCGCGGCUACCACACCCGCUGGUGCCACAACCCCAGCUGCACCUGCGGCGCCUGCAGCCACCCCUGCAGCCCCUGCCGCCCCUACAGCACCCGCAGCUCCUGCAGCCCCUGAUGCAGGCGCAGCAACUACUCCAGCGACAGAUCCUCAACCAAAUUCAAACAUUUUCGAGGACCUCAUCACCAAGGGCGAAGAAUUUGGGAAGACGUUUUUCGAGGCCCCUAUCAAAGUCGCCGGGGGUUUCCUCCAAACAUGGGGAUAGGAAAAUAAGCAGCAGCAAGAGAAUGAUUACUUCUACAUUAUAAUUCACAAAACUGUAAUUUGUUGAUAGUCAAUUCAAAUUUUGAAUUUUAGCUCUACCUGUGGUGAAAUAAAUAUUUAAGUACUAUCAA